AUGCAUUUCUCUACCGCGGCACUUCUUGCCUUCUCUUCUGUCAGCGUUACCUACGCUGCUCCCUUCGCCAACCAGAACGAAGACCUCUCUCGCCGCAAGACAACCUACGAUGUCGUCAACGUUGACGGAGACUCUUCCUCUUCUGCUGCCCCACAGAUUGACACUGUUUUUGAAACAUCAACUGUCACUGCUGCCGGCGCUCCCCCUGUGCCUGUGACUGUUACUGUCACCGCCACUCCUUCGAGUUCUUCCAUCGCUCGUGCUGCCAGCUCCACUCCUUGCUAUGAGACUCCCGCUCCUCGCACGGAUAUUCCCCUCCCAUCUUUUGCUCUUCCCGAGCCUAGCUCAAAUUCUUUCUUCCGUCGUGGCCUGAGAGCCGCUGGCCAGCCUGCUCUUUAUGCUCGCGAGUACGCUAGCUCUGCUUCCAGCUCUGCCUCUGCUUCUCUCUAUGCCCGCGAGUACCCUCGGCCAUCCACCACCGGUGCUCUCUAUGUCCGCGAGUACUCAACCUCAUCUGUUCUACCCUCGGCCUCAGCUUCCCUCCAUGCCCGCCAGUGGGCUACUGCCUCCCCGUCUUGUUCUGUCUCCCUUGUUCCCAGACAGUUUGGCGGCUGGUACUCUUCCGCUCCCUCGUCCACUGUGAGCGUGCCUGUCUCCGCCACUCCUCUGGUCGCCCGUGGCUGGUACUCUUCUGCCUCUGGCACUCCCUCUUCCAGUGCGACCCCCACCUCGGCUGUUCCUCUCGCCGUGCGUGGUGAGUUUGGCUGGUACUCUCCUGUCGCCGGUUCUUCUUCCAUCGCCACCCCCACUGCCUCGCCCUCUCUUGUCGCUCGUCGCUUCGGCAGCUGGGCCUCUUCCAGCGUCUCUACUCCGGUCGUCAGCGCUUCUGCUACUCCCGUCGCCUACUAA
This is a messenger RNA of Penicillium antarcticum, 909 nucleotides long. RefSeq lists its product as uncharacterized. NCBI's taxonomy places the organism in Eukaryota, Fungi, Ascomycota, Eurotiomycetes, Eurotiales, Aspergillaceae. The record is from RefSeq and is a predicted model, not a curated record. The transcript has a single exon. Bases 1 to 909 code for a protein of 302 amino acids.